CUUAUUACAUUUGGGUCAAUUUGAGUCAGAAUUGUAUCAAAUUGUAUCUUUGUCAAAGUGUGUCAAAUAACCUGUAGUCAUUCGAGCAAGCUUAUUACACUCGUGACUUUGUGAAUCGCAGUAUACCUGCGUACACCAUUGUUUUGAUGAACUUAUUUAUUUCUCGAUCUGAUGUUGAAUAGAACAAAAUGUCUGUGAAGCAGAAGAUCUUCGGAUAAACCUGGAUAAACAUUGAUGAGCGUUUUUUAACAUUCUCAGACGCAAUUUUUUAGUAAACCAGACGAAAAGUCAGUUAAAAUUCUGCUGUUGAUUACGUUAAAAGAAAAUGAUUUAAAACGUAUUAAAAAUUCCUAUUUUUUGAUUGCUUGGGUUAAAUCUUCGAAAGAUUUUCAGCAUGUUAAAUUGGCUACUUACAAAUAUAGUUCACAAAGAAGACAAUCACAUUAAAAUUAUAGCGAAUAUUUUUAGCUUAUUUGCGACAAGUUACUAAUAAAUCACGUCGAGUCUUUGGUUGCCACCUUCUGAUUGGUUCAACUGGAAAUCAAUGGUUUUCUUGUCUGAGAUCGAUUAAUACUAAAUUGUCUUAAUCUCUAAAAAAAGGAUUUAUAUUUGUCAAAUUUAAUAUUUUAUUUCUUUCUCUAAAAUAUAAAAGUAAUUCUUUUAGCAGAUAUUUUUUCAGAAAGCUGAGAUCUCCAAUCAAAAAUCAAAGAAGCGAAAACCGAAAGUUCCUUAAAAAAAGUUGGAGUCUCCGACUGAAAACCAAAGAAGUGGUGGUAACCGUAAUUGAACCAUUUGUAUACGUUAUAUUGAGAUCGCCAAUUGCAUUUUAAAGAACUUGAAUUUUCAAUGUUUGAUAACUUUCAAUAACAGAGAUUGAAAAUACAAAGUUACUGGGUCAGCGUAUUAAGAAUGAAUAUAGAAAUUAAAAUAGUUAUAAACUUCAAUUGUUAUAAAAGAAAUUAGAAGUAAUUUAUAAAAAUUACGAGUUUAGUAACAGUAACUUUCUAGAUUAUCAUAUUUACAUAUACAUAUAUAUCGCAACAUAUUGAUUUUGGCUUUGCCCGGGUUUCUGGGCAUUGUCUAGUUAGUUCUCGAGUAUUCUCCAAUUGUCAGCCCUGGUACAUCCGCAGAGAGGGAGAAAUAUACAUGAGAAAUAUGGUUGUCCAGCCAAUGAGGGAUCGACUUUCCGUUGUCUCGGCGAUAGUGCUAUAAGUCCCUGACGUCUAAACGUACUUCUAGUGACGUCAGAGAACGCGCUAUGUGAGAACGAGCAAGUGUGUUUACAGAAAAAUUGAACUUGAACUUGCUCGUGAACUUGACUUAGUAGUGCAGUUUAGUGUUCGGGUUGUUGGUGAUCGAAUAAGUCAUUAAAUAAUUGACGGUGGCAACAAUACUGUCGUCUCUCUACCAAGCGUGGCGGUACUCAAAAGUCAUGAAAUACUAUGACGACGUAACGAGAUCUAAAUUUAAAUGCUUCAUCGAGCGUGUGCGCGUCAAGAUGCACGGUGGAGCAUUUUGCUUGCAAAGGAAUAGUCGGUGUUGUGCCGGAGACUAAUUGUGGAUUAUUGCUACAUAGAUUUUUAACGCGUCCCGCUGGACUUAUUCCAGAGAUUCUGUGGACUUGGUACGAAUGGAGCCAUGUAUCAUCCGAUCGAUCGGAAUGGUUGACACUUGUGGACGGAAAUUUUCGCAUCGGCGACUUUCGAGUGAUUGCGUUUUCGUUAGUUCUCGUGUCAAUCCUAAUAUUUCGUACAACGGUGGUGGAAAAGGACUAAGGGACGUAGGAGAAGUAUGGACACGUGAAGAGGUCAAGGUGACAGGUAGGAGAGGGGAUCAUAUUGCGAAGGUCGUCAGCAGCACCGGCGCACCACUGACCUUUAAAAGCUGCGUAUCGCUCGCGCCUGUCACAAUUUGGUUUUAAAGCUUUUAUUCAGACUGAGUUUGCAGCAUACAUACACAAUUCACUCAGACACUAAGACAACUGUCAAGAGUCAAGAUUACAAAACUACGCUGACAAAACUUGAAGUGGAAGAUAAGGAAUCUGACACAGUACGUGCAAGGUACGCGGAGAAAUACAGAAGAAAUAGAGAUAAGACGGCAAUUGUAUAGUGAAGAGCGAAGUACGAAUAGAUAACAAGAACAAAAGAAAACAAAGAAAAUUGGAAAAUUAGUAAAAGAAUAGUGAGCAAAAUAGAGGGAUUUAGAUUUGUUUUAAGAGGAGUGUGUGGGUGCUUCCAAAAUAACAAUGAAGAGAGAAAGUUUUUUCCAAAUGAAAGAAAACGAACAAUUCGAUUUGCCCCUUAUGCCACCACAAUUUGGGUGGAUGAGUUUGAUAAAUUGUAUCAACAUAUGGCAGCAAAGACCUAUGAUGUUGCCGAAGAUGAAGAUAAGAUGAUGGAGCCUGAAGAAGUCUGUGACAAUUUAGAAAUUGUAGAGCCAGCGAUACCUUCAACAUCAUCAGCAAACAAUUCAUCAUCGCAUUUUAAAAUGUUGCGGAGAGAGGCCCAUGUUGAUGAUGUAAAUGACUUUGACAACAUAGAACUUACAUUUCCAUCAACAUCAACAGCAAGGUAUCGACGAUGGCCACGAUUCAGGAUGUUGCAGAGAGCAGAUGCUAUUCAAGAAGAAGAUGAAGAUGAGAUUGAAAGCAAUGGACACGAUAACAGUCAAAAGAGUAUACAGUCAGCAAUUCCAUCAACAUCGAUAUCAGCAAGCCAUUCAAUUUCAUAUCACUCUCUGAUCCGAGAGAGAAAUUACUUGAAAUUUGAGAUAGAUAACAUAGGAAAAGUUAUGAAAUGUUGUAAAAAUGCUGUUAAACGCUGGUUAUCCGUCAUAGAUGAUGAAGCAUUUCCUGAGGAAGAGUACCUACAAGAGUAUAUAGAAGGAACAAAUACACUACACGAAUUACAACGCAAAGAAAUGGAACUUGUAGCUAAACAGGAAAAAAUACUGGAAUUGGUAAAAUUAAGAAGAAAUAAAGAAGAAGCAUCUAUGAAGAAAGUAAUUACUAUACUAAUAGUACACCUUCCAAAUAAUCAACAUACCAGUAUACAAGUGCAAAAAGGACUUACUUUAAGGAACGCAGUGUCCAAAGCUAUGCAACGUCGGCAUUUGAUUAUAGAUGACUGUGCAGCUUAUAUUAAACAUCGUAUCACAUCAUGUUUUAUUUCUUGGGAUACAGAUAUUUCAACUUUACAAUGUAAGGAAGUCUUUGUGGAAACUUUGGAAGCGAUUACUGUUCCAGUUUAUUAUUUACAUCAUUUUGCACGUAAUACAUUUUUAAAUAUAAAAUUAAGUUACUGUUAUUUUUGUGAAAAGAGUGUUCUCUAUGGAUUUCAUUGCAAAUUAUGUGAUAGAAAAUAUCAUAUGAAAUGUGUAGCGUUUGCGCCUAUACUUUGUGAACAUAUAAAAAGACGAAGAGCUUACUAUGAAAGAUUAUUGGCUAAUAAUAUGACUACUGGCAUUAUCCAAAUUCGUGCCAGACCGCCACCAACACCUUCAUCUAUGGCUAAGAAACGACGUGAAAAUCAAGAAAACCCAGAAUCUUCUACCUCCUUGCCGAAUGUUGCUAUCAAUCUGGACACUGAAGUUUCUAAAACAAAAGAUGAAAUUUUUAAAACAAAAGAUGAAGUUUCCAAAACAAAAGAAGUAGUUUUCAAAAUAAAAGAUGGAGUUUCUAAACCAAAAGAUGGAGUUUCUAAAACAAAAGAUGAACUUUCCAAAACAAAAGAUGGAAUUUCUAAGGCAAGAGUUGGAGUUUUUAAAAAAAAUGGAGUUUUUAAAGAAGGAAUUUUUAAAACAAAAGAUGGAAUUUUUAAAACAAAAAGUGAAGUUUCUAAAACAAAAGAUUUGACUGUAAUACAAGAGGAUAAGAAGAACACAGAAAUAACUGUAAAAAAGAGAAAACAGAAAAAACAUGAAAAAUCAACGAAUGAAAAUGAUUUGCAUGUUGAUGAUAUAGAGCGCAAAAAAUCUAAUGAUUCUGAAGACAGUAUUUUUAGUCACCAGGAUUCUAUAAAUGAUUUUAAAAUUAUCGCGAAAGAAGUUUCAUAUGAACCAGAAAAAAUUGGACAAGGAACUUACGGAAGUGUUUACAAAGGUGAUUGGCAUGGACCUGUUGCAGUGAAAAGACUUAACAUUGAGGUUCCUACUGCCGAGCAAAUACGUACUUUUAAAAAUGAAGUGAAUAUUUUGCGUAAAAUUCGGCAUAAACAUGUAUUAUUAUUUAUGGGUUGUAUUUGUAAACCUUAUUUAGCUAUUAUUACACAAUGGUGUGAGGGACAAUCUCUGCAUCAUCGCCUGCACGUGGACGAGGAUCCAUUAGAAAUGAUUACAAUUGUGAUAAUUCUCAAACAAACUUCAGAAGGCAUGGACUACUUACACGCAAGAAAUAUUCAUCAUCGAGACCUGAAAAGCUACAAUAUAUUUUUCCAUAAUGGGCUUCACGUGAAGAUUGGUGAUUUUGGACUUGCAGUAAUGAGGAAUCAAUUCAAUGAUAAAAAAGAUGAAAAUGAAAAGCACGGAGAGGACGAAGAAAAAGAAAAGGAUGCAAGAAAUGAAGAAAGCGAAAAGGACCAAGAGAAUGAAAAGGAAAAGGCUGAAAGAGAAAAGGCUGAAAGAGAAGAAAAGGCUAGAAAGGAACAAGAAAAUAAGUUAGCUGGUUCUAUUCCUUGGAUGGCACCUGAAGUUCUGAGAAUGAAAGAAGAUUAUCCAUAUAGUUUUCAGUCUGACGUGUAUUCAUUUGGUAUAGUAAUGUUUGAAUUAUUUGCCCGUGAGAUACCAUACGGUCUUGGAGCCGACCCAUUAUUUAUUUUGUAUAAUGUAGGACGUGGCAAUUUAGCACCCGAUUCGACUAAAAUGCGUUCUGAUACACCUAGAAAACUUAAAGUACUUUAUAAACAGUGCAUCGCAUUUGAGAAAGACAAACGACCAUUGUUUCCCUACAUCUUGAAACAAGUAUACUCAGUUUUUAGAGCUACACCGAAAAUAAGAAGGACAACUUCCUUACCACUUAAGACCGACGAGUUAGCUGAUACUUAUAUUGAGAGAGAUGAAGAUGUUCAAGAUUUUCUUACAUCUGACGAUGACUAUGAGGCUAUCUUUUGCUCUAACACUGGCAUUAAUGCAAUUUCUAGCGUUACCGCUGAAGAUAUCUUUGCUGAUUUUUAAGAUUAACAAUAAAUAAUGGAUUAGCUAGUAUUGAUCUAACAAGAAUAGAACGUUUCUUACUUUAAUUAUAAAUAACGUGUAUACAAUGAAGAGCAAAAAUCGGGUUCAGGAUAUGAUUAUAAUUAUGUAACUUUUUCCCUAAAGCGAAAAUGUGAAAGGUGAAAAUUUUAUCAUGGAAGUUAAUGCAGUAAUUUUUUACUUCUCAUUCUUCCGUCUUAGGAAAAAAGUUAUAUGAUUGCUAUCCAGAUGUAAUGAGUAGAACUGCAGAUGUACUAAGCUUCUCCGUUUACAAGUCUUGUUCCAGCGAUUGAUCAAUUGGUCGAUUGUUAGGGAAAAGAUAGAAGUUUAUCACAAGUGCAGCUCGAACUCACUGUGACGGAAAAGAAUAUUUUUCUUUAAUUGUGUGAGUCUUGCGCUAUUUCUUUCAGUGAUUGACUGAUUGAUAAAGAAAAAGCAGAAUACAGUAUAAAUACAAUCUUACUAUUUCAGAAAGAGAAAAUAAACCUAUCAAAGGUUCCUUUCUCUUUCUAAAGUAAGUAAAGUACAUGUGAUCGGAAUACGCAGUUCUUAUCAGUCUGUUCUUAUUACGGGUUUAGCAACACAUGAGUUUUAUUAUCUUUCUUUCUUUUUUUUAUAGAAAAAAAGUUUAAAGAAAAAGAUGUAAAGCUUUGUAAAAAAGAAAUAUAUAUAAUGUAUAUAUGUGAUAUAGCUUUUAUUGAUUUUGUAUAAGUUUUAUGAAUAGAGAUCUAGACCGAACCGCAUCUUAAGCCAAUUACUAUUAUAAGACUUGUAAUUUUUUAUUUAAUACAUUGAAUGUUGGACCUAAUCCGUUCACUUCUCUAGCGACGCCGGAUUAAAAUUUUCACUAUCAGAUUUAUAUCUUGAUAAGAUAUUAAGAGAGUAUUCUGAUUUAGACUGAUCGAGAGUUUAGGCUUAUUUUUAAACAUAAAGUGGCGGUUAUUUUAUUUUGAUUAUAUGCUUAUAUUUUUUUUUCUUUUCAUAAAAUAUUAUAUAAAUUUAUUGUCAAGGAGAGUAGUGCUGAAUUUGGAAAUGUUAGUUCAAUGAUUAGUUUUUUAAUAAAAUUAUUUAAUUUUGAUGUUUUCUUGGAACGUUUUCCAAGCAUAAAUGGCCUAAGAUAAUUCUAUUUCUCGUGAGUAGCAAGCAUAUUAAAAUAUAUGUAUUAAAAUUAAAAAAUAAAUUUAUACGACUUUCAAAAACAUUUUUAUGCAAUUUUUACUAAACUUGCGUCUCUCUAAAUUCAUAUAUUUCGCCAUCAGUUAAAAACUAAAGCGACCCCUAGACAAUGAAUAUUGCAUAUUUUUGAAUAUUACACAAUACUAUUGUAUACUUUUGAAUAUUGCACAAUAUUGAUCGUCUGGAAGCUAUAUUGAAUUUGUUUUUAAUUAUCUAGUAAAAUAAGUAUAUUGUACAAAUUUAUUAAUUAUCUAGGAGUCGCUUAAAUUUACAGUUCAUUGUUCAAAUAUGACAACGAGAAAAAGUAGACAUUAAAUAUGUGUGCAUGAACUUUUAUAAUGUAUCAGUCUAUCAUGUUUAAUUGAUGUUAAAUAAUAUUUCAAAUAAAAUAAUGUGCGCUUUCCUGUAUUAGAAUAGCAUUUGAAUCUUUACAAUAGAAAACUUUCAAUGCUAUUAUAAUACGCGAAAUAACACGAGUUUAAAAUCGGUCUAGAAAGAAUAUAUGUUAAUAUCGGAAAUUUAUUGUUAUAUCAUAUUUUAAAUCUCUCAUUCCAUUACAAAAGAAUAAAAACAAAAAAAAAUAUAAAAAAUAUAUUUUUAUAUAUAUAUGUAUAUGUAAAAAGAAGAUAAAAUGUAAGAAAUUUAUUUAUAUACGUGUAUACAUAAAAAGGAACAAAAUGUAUGUAAGAAAAGGUGGAAUAGAAUGGACCAGGAGAUAAAAUGGUUCAGUUAUUAGAUCUCGUUAAUAGUCUUUCUCUCUUAGAAAGUUACCUUCUCUUAUUUAUGUAUAUGUAUGUAUGUAUGUAUGUAUGUAAGUAUGUAUGAUGUAUAUGUAUAACAUAUGUGUAACAAGAAAUAAAAUAUAUUAUUCUUUAUUAUUUGCAUAAUGUA
Molecule: messenger RNA, 7254 nt
Organism: Solenopsis invicta (red fire ant)
Lineage: Eukaryota; Metazoa; Arthropoda; Insecta; Hymenoptera; Formicidae
Gene: Raf
Product: serine/threonine-protein kinase A-Raf
Exons: 4
Coding region: 2350-5169 (939 amino acids)
Biological process (GO): protein phosphorylation; signal transduction
Molecular function (GO): ATP binding; protein kinase activity
Source: RefSeq, a predicted model, not a curated record